This is a messenger RNA of Dichomitus squalens LYAD-421 SS1, 267 nucleotides long. RefSeq lists its product as uncharacterized. The transcript is spliced from 2 exons. Lineage: Eukaryota; Fungi; Basidiomycota; Agaricomycetes; Polyporales; Polyporaceae. The coding region runs from base 1 to 267 and encodes 88 amino acids. The record is from RefSeq and is a predicted model, not a curated record.
AUGCGCUUUCACCUCUCUACCCUCGCCAUCGCUGCCACUAGCCUCCUCGCCGUCUUCCCGACGGUCACUGCUGGCCCUAUCGCCUACGGCCUUUGCCAGACAGGAUGCAACACCGUCACCGUUGCUUGCUACGCGGGCGCGGGCUUCACUUUUGGCACUGUAACCGCCGGCGCGGGGGUGCCGGCCGCCAUUCUCGCCUGUAACGCUGCACUGGGUGUCUGUUCGUCCACUUGUGCGACCGUCGCGCUCUUCGCGCCGACCCCGUGA